CGUCCUCCAAAUCCUAGGCAUCAAGGGCAUCGCCGCCGCCAGCCGCCACAGACGUCUCGCCGCCGGCCGCGAACAAGUGACCACCACCAGGCACUCGCGCCGCCACAGCAGCACAAGCUCCCGUUUGGACCGGCGCUCCAGCCGCCUGCGCACUCUGGGUCGCGUCACUGGCGCUCCGCUCCGCGUUCCGGGAGAGAGGAACGAAGUAACGGGGCUCGUCUUUCCCGGUGGCCACCAGAUCGUGCACUUGCUGCCCUACCCCUUCGGUUUUCUUUGCUGCGAUUGCUAACCCGAGGACGCCAGCACGACGCCGACGAGAAGAUCGGGUUCAUGGGGGUUACGUUUUGCCCUGUGUUCGGUUGCUCUAGUAUGUGAAUCGAACCAUAUUGCUUUCUCUGUCCCAGAUUUGCUUUAUUUUGGUAUGGGCAUGGAUAUGCUCGUCUCGGCGGCUUUGGAGGAGGUGUGCGCCCGCGGUUCGCUCGGUCUCCCAGUAGCCGACAUCUGGACGGCGCUCUCCGGCGCGUUCGAGGCGGCCGGUCUCCCACUUGACCUGGUCGUCAAGCGCGUCCUCUUGGCCCGUCUCAUUGCGCUCCCUGUCAUCAGCCUCGUGGAAGGGGAGCGGGAGCGGGAGGCGCUCGUCCACCCGGCGGAGAUGGACGUCGAGGAGGCCGAGCGGCGUGGCGCCCGACUGCUUGCUAACCCUGCUCUCAGGGACAACUUCCUCGGGAUUUAUGACCACAGGUGCUCCGUUUCGGAGCUGAGUGCUGACCAGAUGCAGACGCUAGAAUGUCUCGGGACAAGCAGGACUUCUGGUCUCACACAAAGCAGUCUAAGCAAAAAGGUUCACAUCAAAGGAAACAACUUCCAUUAUGUUGUAAAGACCCUUAAGUCGCGGGGGUUAAUUGUUGGAAAACAAGCAAUUGUAAAGUUUAAUGACCAAGCUGGGGGCAAAGCUGCUUCAGGGAGUAAUCGUGCCAUCAGCACCAACUUAUUAUAUCUCUCAAGAUAUGCUAAAGGCUUGAAUAUGAACUCGCAUCAAAGAAUUGAGAUUACAAAGCCUAGACUUGUGAGUGAUGAAGAGACCAAAGUAGAUGCUUUGCAAGAAGAUGAAGCUCUUUGUGCACAUUAUAAAAACGGUGUAUCUAUCCAAGAUUAUCUUCCAAAAAUGAAAGCCAUAUGUGACAAACUUGAAGAAGCUAGUGGAAAGGCUCUUGCUGUGUCAGAUAUAAAAGAGGACCUCAGUUACAGGAUGCCAUUUGGGCACAGAGAAUGGAGAACUGUUCUGCAUAGGCUUUUGGAUGCACAACUUGUUCAAGAAAUUAAUGCCAAAGUUGACGAUAAGGUUAUUCACUGCUUACGGCUUCUAAAGAGAUUUGAUCCAAAUGAGUUUACGCCAAAAAGUAUGACCUCAAACUACAAACUUGGCAAGAAAGGCCUGGCAACUGAUCAAGUCAUGGAGCUUCCUUUAGAGAACUGUAUAUAUGAUAUGAUCAAUGCUCAAGGGACAAAAGGUGUAACCCUUGUUGAGCUUGGCAAACGUCUUGGGGGCAAGUUUAUCAAUCCGAAGGAGCUACAUAAUAGAAUGCUUUCUAUGUCUAAAAGAUUCAGUUUGACUUUGGACAUUGAAGCAAUAGGUAAAACUAAACAGUACAGAGUUUGGACUUCAAAAAAUUUUUUGCUGUGCAAAGCUGCUCUACAAAAUUGUGAUGCGCUCGAUGAUCAUGAGUAUUGUUCGGAUUUUCGGCCUCCGGUUCCAUCUAAAGAAUCAGAUUCUCUUAAUGAGCUCUUGUUCGAAGAAGAUCGUCAUGAUAAACCAGUCCAUGAUCUCCUGAGUAGCCAUGAAGCUUGUGUUGGAGCUUCUCAACUAUCUGAACAAGCGUCCAUAGAUCCAAAUGAGCUCUUGUUUGAAGAAGAUCAUGAGUAUUGUUCGGAUUUUUGGCCUCCUGUUCCAUCUAAAGAAUCAGAUUCUCUUAAUGAGCUCUUGUUUGAAGAAGAUCGUCAUGAUAAACCAGUCCAUGAUCUCCUGAGUAGCCAUGAAGCUUGUGUUGGAGCUUCUCAACUAUCUGAACAAGAUAAAGUUGCCUUUCAGAGGAAGAGGCGUUGCUGGCCCACUUCAACUUUUGAUGAUCAAAGACAAAAAAGGAUUCGUCACAUAUUAAAGAAAAAGAAUUUUGUUCUGAUGGUGGAGUUACAUAAAUUUUUAGAGAGACUUGAGAAGGAAAAUGGAAAAAUAAUGGACAGGAAGACAUUGAUUCGCACUUUGAAUAAGCUUCAGCAAGAGGGUAGUUGUAAGUGUACCAAAGUUAAUGUCCCUGUGGCUACAAACUAUGCUGGCUGUCGUACUAUUGAUGUAAUACUGAAUCCUUCUGUUGAGAUCAUGACACCGGAACUCAUGGAUCAAAUUAGGAACAGACUAAGGAAUUUUGAUUCUCGAAGUCGUUCAGGUGCAGCAGCUAAAUUGAAGCAAAAGCAACAUGUAACUGCCAUACAUGGAUUGAGUGUUCAAUGCAAAGUCAAAGUUAAAAAAACAUCAGUAUUAGAAGCUAUCCAUUCCAAUGGAUUCAUAGGUGCAAAGAUGAUUCGGGCAAAGUUGUUACAUAAAUUUCUAUGGGUAUAUGUUAGUGGUCUGCCACAUUGGUGCAAGCUAUUUGAUUGUGCCAAAGAAGAGCAGCAUGAAAAGAACCUUAAUCAAUUAUGUCAGUUGUUUUCGGUCACAGCAGCUAUAAAAAAAAUGCCUCUUGGACUCUUUCUACAAGUUGUGGGGUCAGCAAAGAUUGACAAGAUGAUAACUAAGUAUUCUCUUGGAAAAACACUUUCAGAUAUUCCUAUAGACGUGUACAAUCAGCUCAUGAAUACUCAUGCUAAGGGCCGACUAUCACGCUUGAUAAAUAUUUUAUAUAAGCUCAAGUUGAUUGGACUUGUAAACGAACUUGUAGAGGAUUCUGAUGUGCAAUCAGAUGAUUUGCCUACACAUUCACUGGAGCUGAGGCCUUACAUUGAAGAACCUACACCAAGAAUCAUUCUGUCAUCGCAUGUUAAUUCAAACCAUCGUCCGAAAGUUCGGCACGAUUUUCAGCUUUUAAAGCAGGAAUCCGUCGAUGCUUACUGGGAAACAUUAAAAUACUGUUAUUUAACAUCUGACUUUAUUGAGCCAAGUGCCUUCCCUGGCUGUUCUGUACCUGAGGUUUCUCAUCCACGUUCGUGGAGUUCACUAAGAGUAAUGACCACUGAACAACAACUUGAAUUACAACAGCGUCUUAUGAAAGAAAGUGAGAAGGGGAAAGUUUCUUAUAAAGUUUGCCGUAUAAUUGCAAAGGAGUUAAAUCUCUCUGUGCAGCAGGUGCUCAGUGCUUCCUCCAAGAAUAGACACAUCCAUGGGCAGCCAAGUAUUUCUAGUACACAAAAUCAGCAAAAAUUUAGUUCUAGAUCAGCUUCUCAGAAAAGGAAAAGAUCUGCUCAUGAGAUUUGCAUGAAGUUUACUAAGCAAAAAGUUGAAGCUAGUGGAUCAGAUGAACAGAGGUCAGCCCAGUCUAUCCUUGAUGAAGAAGUAACGGAGAGAAUCUCUCCAACAUCCACUGAUCGACUACGUUGUCUGCUGGUAUCUGGAACUGGCAGCACUGGUAGUUCCAUGCAUACAAAUAAAGAUAAGGAAAGCAGUCCACUGAUCAGUCAAUCUACCCUGUUAAGAAAAAAAAAUACGGGAAAGAAAAAUUCCUUUUGGACAUCCGAAUCUGACAGAAAAUUGCUGAUGAUAUACACUAGAUACCGCACAAUACGUGGAGCAAAAAUCUCCCAUGUAGAUUGGAACUCUAUCUCUGACCUUCCAGCUCCACCAGCUGCAUGUUGUAAAAGGAUGUCAACCUUAAGAGCCAUACCAAACAUAAGAAUAGCUGUGAGUCGAAUCUGCAACAUUCUUGCGAUACGGUAUAAUAGGUACCGUGAAAAGGAAAUAAGAUCAAAAGCGAUAGGAACCCCAAAUUCUGGUUAUGAGAACUCUGCAGCUUCAGAUUCUGAGCAAUUCAAUUGGGAUAAUUUCGAUGAUCCUGAAAUAAGAAGUGCACUUGAGGAAGUGCUUGAAUUCAUUCGAGUAGGAAAAAUGAGCCAGACAAAGCAGAACAGUCCAAAUAAUAAAAGGAUCAAUGCUGAUAAUGAUGUCGCUGAAGAUAUUUCAACCGAGCAGGAACGACCGGUUGGGCAAUAUACAACCAGCAAGAGCACUGUAUUUCAAGAAACUGGAUUCCACGAACAUGCGAAAUUGUGUAGAAAUUCCAGUUCAAUCCAUGCAAGUAAAAACAUGGCAAUUCCCUGCAGAUCUCUUGAAAAUGUCAUGGAACUCAACAAAGCUGAGAUUACUAGAGGAGUACGCAAAUCCUUGGCAAUUGCCAAUGCAUUAGAACUCCUAAAGCUGUUUUUUCUAAGUGCAUCAUUAGGCUCAGAAGUGCAAGCUGCAUUAACAACAACCUUCCAGCUUUAUUCAGAGAGCGAAAUUUUUACUGCCCUUUCCUUUUUGAGAGAGAAAAAUUUCAUGGUUACUGGAAAUGGAAUAAGAACCCUUUCUGGAAAAUUCUUCUUUGAUGCUUCUCAUUCACCCUUCCCAUUCGGUUCAGGGAAAAAGGCUUCUGAAUUUUCGAAGUGGCUUUUAGGGCAGCAAAAGGAUAUUGUUAUAGACAGUACAAUUUAUUUGUAUCCAGAUCUACAAUGUGGGGAAACAGUACACCUCUUUUCUCUACUGUUGUCAGGAGAGCUGCACAUUUCUCCUUCCAUGCCAACUGAAGGAGUUGGUGAGGUUCAUGAGCCUAACAGCUUCAGUCCUUGCAUUGAAGAUACUAGUGAAUUGGAUGACCGUACGCACAAACGUAAGCAUGUGGAGUUGAAAGGCAGUAAGACUAAGAAACACAAACCUUUGCCCAAGAUGGAUCAUUACUGCUAUCGUCAAGAGAAAGGUUUCCCUGGUAUCCAAGUGGCUUUGAAUCAGGAGAGGAUUCAAACAAGCAAUCGCAUGCAAACGGUACAUCAUAAAGAAUGCCUUAUGUUUACUUUAGACAGGGAAAUGGGCAGCAAGGAUGUCAAUUCCCAGGUAAACAGUAAGACAAUAAACAGUGACAUGUUAUCAGUUUUAAACAACUUGAGUUCAUGUCGCUGUUUAUUAUCUGCAUCUCAUUUGGAAAGUUCUUGUAGCGGAUGGCCUUGGGAUGCUAUGAAAAUAUAUGCAGAACAGGUAUCAUCAUUGUCUUGUUAUAAAAAUGAAACUUCCGUUCUUUCUUCUGACCUGUUUAGAAGUGCAUUUUGUAUUAUUCAUGAAACUGGUGAACAAGGAGUUAAUUUGACAGAAAUUUCAGAGGUGUUGCAUCCACUAGGCAUGCAAUCUAUCAAUUUGAUUGUCGAUACGCUUGAGAGAUUUCAGCUAGCCUUUAAGGUCAAUGCAUAUGAUGGUGUGCAGAUUGUUGACUCAUUACAUAAGCCAAAGUAUUGUAUAACCACAAUGGCUGAAUACAGUGAUUGCAACUGUUUGCGAGCUCCGGCUUCUGAAAUUGUGUUGACUGGGGACGCCAGAAAUAUGCUGAAAGAGAAGCAUGCAAUGCCUAAUAAUUUUUAUGGAACUAUAAAAAACCUAGGAGAUGGGCACACUGUGACAGUUCUUAGUGUUCAAAGGAAGUCAAGCUCUCAUUUGCACAGCCAAAGUCCUGGAGAUGAUGAAAGACCUACUUGGCAAAGGGGCAGUUGUUCAUGUCAAGUUUGCAAAACCCAUAUUUAUCAUCCAAUAUUACCAUGGAUAAAUGUUGAUGGCAGCAAAAAUAGCACUGUCUAUGAAGGUUUAAGUCGUCGAAUUAUUGGAUAUGUCAUGCAUUAUCCAGGAAUGCUGGAGGAGGACAUCAUUCAUCGGAUGUCUGUACUGAAUCCUCAGACAUGCAAGACCUUGCUGGGACAACUGACAUCUGAUAAACACCUCUAUGUUAGGGUGUUUGAUGAACCUGUGCCUACUGCUCCAAUCAUACUGCAAUCUCUUUUGAAGCAUGAUCGCUAUAAAGAACCCUCCAAGUGUGGAAGGCAGUACUUCGCUAAUCCAAUGAGUACAUUUAUGCUGUAGAACGAUGUGGAUGGCUUCUUAAAUAUCUAUUACUGCUUAAGCUUGUGUAACGUGUCCCAAAUAUUCUUGCACUGGGUGGUUGCGUAGUCAUUUAUCCUUAAUUAAGUAUUAGUACUGUUUAUGCUAUCGGUAACAUGAUACUGAAUGUAACAGAUUCACAUGCUGAUCAACAAAAGACACAGUAAAUUAUUACAGCUUACUUUAGAGAU
Setaria italica (foxtail millet) is the source of this 6297-nucleotide messenger RNA. RefSeq lists its product as uncharacterized. The transcript has 19 exons. Gene Ontology annotation, biological process: transcription initiation at RNA polymerase III promoter; 5S class rRNA transcription by RNA polymerase III. Lineage: Eukaryota; Viridiplantae; Streptophyta; Magnoliopsida; Poales; Poaceae. Gene Ontology annotation, cellular component: transcription factor TFIIIC complex. Gene Ontology annotation, molecular function: DNA binding. The coding region runs from base 422 to 6088 and encodes 1888 amino acids. The record is from RefSeq and is a predicted model, not a curated record.